AUGUUUUUGUUCCAGCUGCUCAACUUUUUCUUUGCAGCUUCCAAAAAGGAGGAAGACUCGAAAUACGACCUGUCGCUUUACGAGCGAGGUGAUCUGUUAGAAGUCCCCCGGACGUUGUUCACACAUUUUGGCAUCUACCUGGGCAACAAUCGUGUGGCUCAUCUCAUUCCGGACAUCCUUCCUGUGAUUUCCAAGAAUAAAUCCGCGAUUGCCAAGAUGGUGACCAAUAACCGGCUGCUGCUGGGAGUUAUCACUAAGGUUGCCAGCGUCAGAGUGGACUCCGUGGCAGAUUUUGCGUAUGGAUCAGAGAUUCUGGUCAACCACAUGGAUAAAGUGUGCAGCCAGCCAGCUUUGGACGGGGACGAGGUGGCCAGAAGGGCUGAGAAGCUCCUUGGCUCUGUCACCUACAGCUUACUGUGGUACAACUGCGAACACUACGUCAUGUACUGCAGAUAUGGCAUGGCCAUCAGCUACCAGACGUACCAGUUCUGCACAACAGUCCGGAAGAUUGUUUGCAGCAGGAUGAGCUCCUAUCUGACGGCACUGUGUGGCGUCGGGAUCAUGCUGUAUCUGGGCUGUGUGACACCGCUGACGGUUUUACCGACUCUGCUCAUCUCAUUCACCAUCUGGAUGGCGGCCUAA
Chelmon rostratus (copperband butterflyfish) is the source of this 642-nucleotide messenger RNA. Its product is annotated as lecithin retinol acyltransferase family protein. The record is from RefSeq and is a predicted model, not a curated record. Gene Ontology annotation, biological process: retinol metabolic process. NCBI's taxonomy places the organism in Eukaryota, Metazoa, Chordata, Actinopteri, Chaetodontiformes, Chaetodontidae. The transcript is spliced from 2 exons. Gene Ontology annotation, molecular function: phosphatidylcholine-retinol O-acyltransferase activity. The coding region runs from base 1 to 642 and encodes 213 amino acids.